UCCCAAAGGAACCUACGAUGCUGAGUCCAAGAUGUGUGAUGGCAUCAGCCAUGAAGACUGAGCAACCCGCCCUGGAAAUCUUUGAGACGGCCGAGAGCCAGGAAAAUGUGGUGGCGGCCGAGGAGACGGUCAAGCUGGAGCCAUAUUACGUGGAGAGACAUUCAUGGAGUCAUCUGAAGAAGCUCCUGGCAGAUACCAGGAAGUAUCACAGCUGCCUGAUGGCCAAGGCACCCCACGACUUCACAUUUGUGAAGAGGAAUGAUCCAGAAUGUCCUCAUUCAUACCGCAUGUACUAUCUGGCCAUGUCCGGUGAAAACAGAGAAAACACCCUGUUUUAUUCCGAAAUCCCCAAAACCGUAAACAAGGCUGCCAUUCUUAUGCUGUCUUGGAAGCCUCUUUUAGACCUUUUUCAGGCCAGCCCAGAUUAUGGGAUGUACUCACGAGAGGAGGAGUUGUUGCGGGAGAGGAAACGCAUCGGCACCGUUGGGAUCGCUUCCUACGAUUAUCACCGGGAAAGUGGCACAUUUUUAUUCCAAGCCGGCAGUGGGAUCUACCACGUCAAAGAUGGCGGCCCAAAUGGGUUUACGCAACAGCCUUUGCAGCCCAAUCUGGUUGAGACCAGUUGCCCUAAUAUUCGGAUGGAUCCGAAAAUCUGCCCAGCAGAUCCCAACUGGAUUGCCUUUAUCCAUAGCAAUGAUAUCUGGAUCUCCAAUCUGGCAACCAAAGAAGAGUGGAGGUUAACCUUUGUACAUAAAGAACUUGCCAGCAUUGAAGAGGAUCCCAAGUCUGCUGGAGUUGCUACCUUUGUGCUGCAGGAGGAGUUUGACAGAUACACGGGCUACUGGUGGUGCCCAGCAGCUGAGCCAAUUGCUGACGGAGAAAAAAUCCUUAGAAUUCUGUAUGAAGAAAACGACGAGUCAGAGGUGGAAAUUAUUCAUGUCACAUCCCCCAUGUUGGAAACCAGGAGGACGGAUUCUUUUCGGUAUCCCAAGACAGGCACAGCAAAUCCCAAAGUCACUUUCAAGUUAUCUGAAAUAACCAUUGGUUCGGAUGGCAGAAUUUUGGAUGUUGUUGACAAAGAACUGGUCCAGCCCUUUGAAAUCUUAUUCGAUGCAGUAGAAUAUAUCGCCAGAGCAGGAUGGACACGGGAGGGAAAAUACGCCUGGGCCAUCCUGCUGGAUCGUUCUCAAACCCGGCUGCAGAUUGCCUUGCUUCCCCCAGCUUUAUUUAUCCCCAUGGAAGAGGACGCCAUGGAGAGACAGAAAUUAAUGGAUGCUGUGCCUGACUCCGUUACGCCUUUGAUCAUUUACGAAGAAACAACAGACAUCUGGAUCAAUAUCCAUGACAUCUUCCAUAUUUUCCCCCAAACGCACGAGGAUGUCAUAGAAUUCAUCUUUGCCUCCGAGUGCAAAACAGGAUUCCGACAUCUGUACAAAAUCUCCACCCUUUUAAAAGAGAGCAAAUAUAAACGAUCUUCGGGGGGACUUCCAGCUCCAAGUGACUUCCUAUGUCAUGUCAGAGAAGAGCUGCCCAUCACCCAUGGAGAAUGGGAAGUGCUUGGCCGACACGGUUCAAAUAUCCGGGUGGACGAAGUUAACAAACUGGUAUAUUUUGAAGGUACAAAAGAUUCUCCCUUGGAACACCACUUAUACGUUGUUAGCUACAAGAACCCUGGAGAGAUUAAGCGACUGACCGAACGUGGUUUCUCACAUGCUUGCUAUGUUAGCCAGGACUGUGAAAUGGUUAUAUGUAAAUUUAGUAAUCAGAAAAGCCCCCACCAGGUCUCCCUCUACAAGCUGACUGGCCUGGAAAAGGAGAUUGCUCACAGGUCCAAGGAAUUCUGGGCCACCAUUUUGCAUUCCUCAGGAUCUCUCCCAGAUUACAUCCCCCCAGAGAUCUUCUCUUUUGACAGUUCCUCAGGAUUUGUGCUUUAUGGGAUGAUGUAUAAGCCCCAUGAUUUACAACCUGGGAAGAAAUACCCCACGGUGCUUUUCAUCUAUGGGGGCCCCCAGGUGCAGCUUGUAAACAACCGCUUUAAAGGAGUCAAAUAUUUCCGACUGAACACUCUGGCUUCUCUGGGCUACGUGGUGGUGGUGCUGGACAACCGAGGUUCCUGCCACCGGGGCCUGAACUUUGAAGGCGCCUUCAAAUAUAAGAUGGGACAAAUUGAAAUUGGCGACCAAGUGGAAGGCCUGCAGUAUUUGGCUUCCCAAUACGAGUUCAUCGAUUUAGACCGGGUUGGCAUUCAUGGAUGGUCCUAUGGUGGAUUUCUUUCCCUCAUGGCGCUGCUGCAGAAGCCAGAAAUCUUCAAGGUUGCAGUUGCUGGUGCUCCAGUCACGUUGUGGCUUUUCUACGACACGGGCUACACAGAGCGUUACAUGGGACACCCGGACAAUAACGAGCAGGGCUAUUGUUUGGGCUCAGUAGCCAUGCAGGCAGAGAGGUUCCCUUCCCAGCCCAACCGAUUAUUGCUACUGCAUGGAUUCCUGGAUGAAAAUGUUCAUUUUGCACAUACUAGUAUUUUGCUGAGCUUUCUGGUCAGGGCUGGAAAACCCUACGACCUCCAGAUUUAUCCGCAGGAGAGACACAGCAUCCGGGUUCCUGAAUCUGGAGAACACUACGAACUUUACCUCUUGUACUACCUCCAGGAGAAUCUGGGAUCACACAUGGCCGUGCUGAAGGCGAUGCCCUCCUGCCAGUCCCAGGACUUCUCAGCAUGACGCGUCCACGGCUGCUUAACCAAACAUGAGUGCUUAAGUGAUGCCUCCCUGGUGCCUGCUUCUAACCAAGAGAGAACUCUACCCACUGCCCGGCUUGAUUGAUGAUCCUCCUCCUUUUUCAGGAGGCCCCCUGGUGCCAUACAGAAGAUUACUGUACAGCAAAUGAAUCAUUUUAAAUGUAAAUAAUAAAAUAGAUGGCUGUGUGGCCUCUUAGAUCCUG
This is a messenger RNA of Protobothrops mucrosquamatus (brown spotted pit viper), 2940 nucleotides long. RefSeq names its product dipeptidyl peptidase 8 (gene DPP8). The record is from RefSeq and is a predicted model, not a curated record. Lineage: Eukaryota; Metazoa; Chordata; Lepidosauria; Squamata; Viperidae. Gene Ontology annotation, biological process: proteolysis. The transcript has 20 exons. Gene Ontology annotation, molecular function: serine-type peptidase activity; dipeptidyl-peptidase activity. The coding region runs from base 18 to 2720 and encodes 900 amino acids.